Impatiens glandulifera is the source of this 3571-nucleotide messenger RNA. RefSeq names its product DNA-directed RNA polymerase 2B, chloroplastic/mitochondrial-like. Gene Ontology annotation, cellular component: mitochondrial DNA-directed RNA polymerase complex. Lineage: Eukaryota; Viridiplantae; Streptophyta; Magnoliopsida; Ericales; Balsaminaceae. Gene Ontology annotation, molecular function: DNA binding; DNA-directed RNA polymerase activity. The record is from RefSeq and is a predicted model, not a curated record. Gene Ontology annotation, biological process: mitochondrial transcription.
GGUCGGUCGGUAGGUGCGAUUCUUCAACUCUCAAGUCUUGUCUUUUACUGAAGAAGAAAGAAGAAAGAAGAAAGAAGAAAGAAGAAAGAAAGGGAGGGUUUUAAAAUGGGAUGGAGUCCCUUUUCCCGUAGCUCUACUACCUAUUACACUUUUCCCUCCAUGGGGGGUUCCAUUUCAUUUACAGCUCUGCCUGCCAAUUUGGCCUGAAUUCAUCUGAUGGGUUGGUUGAUGUCCCUGAACUCAGAGGUGGAGUCCCAGCAAGCACCUCGUUAACCAUUCCACAUUUCAUUCCACCACCCAAACUCUUAUAUCAUAUAUAUGCAGUCAGUCCAGUCAUCAUGUGGAGAAACUUCGCCAAACUAGCAUCUUCCCCAAAGCAAACUUCCUUCAGUCCCGGGAAACCAUUUUUUACUCCUUCCGAACCAGCCUCUCGCGGCUUCGUUCAACGGUCUCAUUCUCAUCCCGGUGGUGGUCGUAAUCGUAUCAUGCUAAAACCCACCCUGGCUUGCCUGAGAGCACAUGCUAGCGUUUAUUGUAAUCCAAAACGCCAUUCUAGCAUUGCGGAUGCAGAGGAAGACGUAUCAGACGUUCCACUGCUCGAAGUUGAGGUUCAAGAGUUGCUGGAAGAGAUGACUAGAGAGGAGAAAGAGAAACGGAAGGCUUCCCUUGGGAUGAUGAAAAACAAAAACAUUAUGGAAAACGGGAUCAGUCCCGGAAAAUAUCUCAGGCUCAGGAGACGACAGGUGAAGAUAGAGACAGAAGCUUGGGAACUUGCAGUGAACGAGUACAGAGAACUUCUCAUGGACAUGUGCAAGCAAAAGUUGGCACCGAAUCUUCCAUACAUGAAAUCACUGUUUCUUGGCUGGUUCGAGCCUCUGCGAGAUAAAAUCCUAGAGGAUCAGGAAUUAUACCGUCAAGGGAAGAGCAGGGCAGCAUAUGGCCCCUAUUUCGAUCAGUUACCUACUGAUAUGCUCGCUGUUAUCACAAUGCAUAAGCUGAUGGCCUUAUUGAUGACAGGGGAGCAUGGGCACACCAAGGUGGUGCACGCCGCUUGCAACAUUGGAGAUGCCAUUGAACAAGAGGCUAAAAUACAGAAAUUUCUGAAAAAAACAAAGAAGAAAGGAGUAAGCAAAAACAAAGAUACUCAAAUAGAAGAAGUUGGAUCUGAUAUAAUGGAUCAAGAUGUUAGAAGACUGCGGAAAAAGGUUACUAACUUGAUCAAACAACAAAAGCUGCAUACAGUCCGGCAGAUAGUGAACAAAAAGGAUGAAUCCAGACCCUGGGGUCAAGUUGUCAAAGCAAAGGUAGGGAGUCGUCUAAUUGAAUUGCUUUUGCAAACUGCCUACAUACAAUCACCAAUUGAUCAGUCUGCAGACUAUCCACCUGAGAUCCGGCCUGCAUUCAUCCACACAUUCAUAACAGUUGUGAAAGAAACAAACAAUGACAGGAAGGUUGGUAGAAGGUAUGGUGCUAUUCAGUGCGACGCACUUGUGCUUAAGGGUUUGGAGAGAUCAGCUAGGCACGUGGUCAUCCCUUAUAUGCCAAUGUUGAUUCCUCCAGUGAAGUGGACGGGUUAUGACAAAGGAGCAUACUUGUUCUUACCCUCUUAUGUUAUGCGCACACAUGGAGCAAAACAGCAACGUGAAGAGGUAAAACGGGCCCAUAGAGAGCAACUAGAGCCUGUUUUCGAGGCCCUUGACACUCUUGGAAGUACCAGAUGGAGGGUAAACAAAAGGGUUCUCAGCAUUGUCGAUAGAAUAUGGUCUAUUGGAGGUUGUCUUGCAGAUGUGGUUGACCGUAAUGAUAUUCCUAUACCAGACAAACCAGAUACGGAAGAUGAAGCGCUUCUUAAGAAGUGGAAGUGGAAAGUUAGAUCUGUUGAAAAAGAAAACAGGGAGAGACAUGGUCAACGCUGUGAUUUGGAGCUUAAACUUGCAGUAGCACGUAGAAUGAGAGACGAAGAAGGGUUCUUCUACCCUCACAAUCUUGACUUUCGAGGUCGAGCAUACCCAAUGCAUCCAUACUUGAACCAUCUUGGUUCAGAUGUUUGCCGUGGUGUUCUGGAAUUUGCAGAGGGAUACCUUCUUGGGAAGUCUGGUUUGCGCUGGUUGAAGAUACACUUGGCUAAUCUUUAUGCAGGCGGUGUGGACAAAUUAUCUCAUGAGGGGAGAGUAGCAUUUACCGAAAAUCACUUUGAGGACAUAUUUGACUCUGCAGACAGGCCUCUUGAAGGCAGACGGUGGUGGCUAAAUGCGGAAGAUCCUUUUCAGUGCCUGGCUGUCUGCAUUAAUCUCACUGAAGCUCUAAGAAGCUCUUCUCCUGAGACAACAAGUUCUCAUCUUCCUGUCCACCAGGACGGUUCAUGCAAUGGUUUACAGCACUAUGCUGCCCUUGGAAGAGAUAAGUUGGGAGCGACUGCUGUCAAUUUGGUUGCUGGCGACAAGCCUGCUGAUGUGUACUCAGGAAUAGCUGCUAGAGUACUUGAUAUUAUGAGAAGAGAUGCUGAAAAAGAUCCUGCAAUAUUUCGGGAUGCAUUGAGGGCAAGGUUGUUGGUCAGUCAGGUGGAUAGGAAACUAGUGAAACAGACAGUGAUGACAUCAGUCUAUGGUGUUACUUAUAUUGGCGCUCGGGAACAGAUUAAGAAAAGGUUGAAGGAACGUAAUGCUAUUCAAGAUGAAACCGAACUCUUCAUUGCUUCCUGUUAUGCGGCAAAGAUCACUUUAACAGCUCUAGGAGAGAUGUUUGAAGCUGCUCGAAGUAUUAUGAGCUGGCUUGGUGAUUGUGCAAAGAUAAUUGCAUCUGAAAAUGAGCCUGUAAUGUGGACAACUCCUCUUGGGCUUCCAGUUGUGCAGCCUUACCGCAAUACAGGAAGACGUUUAGUGAAAACAUCUCUUCAGGUUUUGACACUACAGCAGGAAACUGAAAAGAUCAUGGUCAAGCGGCAGAGAACAGCAUUUGCACCUAAUUUUGUACAUUCUCUUGAUGGUUCACACAUGAUGAUGACUGCAGUUGCUUGCAAAAAUGCAGGCUUGAGUUUUGCAGGUGUUCAUGACUCAUACUGGACACAUGCUUGCAAUGUAGACGAAAUGAACAAGAUUCUACGAGAGAAGUUUGUGGAGCUAUAUGAAAAGCCAAUAUUGGAAAAUUUGUUGGAGAGCUUUGAGAAGUCCUUCCCCACAUUAUGUUUUCCUCCCUUGCCUGAACGAGGAGACUUUGAUCUCAGAGAAGUUCUAGAAUCAUCGUAUUUCUUCAAUUGAUCUAAACCAAGAAAUAGCUCACCUUGCUGCAAGGUUUGACUAACUCAUGAUAUAUGUUAAAAGUAGUAUCAAACACUCUCCCAACUCCUGAGAUCAUUACCAUAUUGUCUUCUGCUCACCAACUAGAUUCAUCCUUUAUUUCAAAAGAAGCUGACCAGCUAACAAAAUUGAUAACAGGUAUGAAGAUGGCACGAUUCUGUAUUUAUGUGGUUACUUAGAGAGAACAGUAGCUGUAAAUAUCUAUGGUCUUGUUUUUAUCCGCCUCUGCCAGACAGAAAUAUGGCUUCUGAUUUGUUGCAUUCGCUUCUUUGUUC